GCGACACGUAGUGCUGAACUCUUGCAAGUUUUCUCCAACAAGGAACCUUUACUCGGUACAGCAUCAGCAUCCAAUCGUAAACAAUUCCGACCGUUUCCUAGCAGCAAGCAUCAACCGUAAGCAGACAAGCGUUUGCUAUUCGGUUUGACGUGCAGGCCGGGUGCGCUUUUCAGGUUCCUUCGCAAAAUGCAUCAGCGAUAACACGAUUCUACAAUGGCUAAGGCCAAGACACCAAACAGCAGCAGCAACAGCUCUCGCAGAGACGAUGCCGUCCCCGUCGCUGCGCGCCAGAAUGAAGAAGAGCACGGUCUCCUUGCCGCACGCAUUUCCGACGAUGACGACGACUACGACGUCGACGAGGCCAGGCACGCCUUUGCAACGAAGGCAAACGGUAAAGGUGGCUUGGUCCUACAUCGAGGCAACUCGUCCCCCGGUGUAGAGGCAGCACAGGCAACGGCGACGACAGAAGCGCACAAGCCGCGCACACCGAGGACGCCAAACCGAGUGCGCUUCGAUCUGCGACUGACCAACAUCCCGCCGCGCGCCAACGGCCACCGCUACAGCGACAGCUACCCGAACGAGGAUUUAGACGACCUCGAGAUGUCCGAGCCCAACAGCCACCACGGCGAUGCCUACUCCCCCUCGCAGUCACACCACCCCCUCCUGACAGACAUGGAGGCGCCCUCAGUCGCGCUAGCCAACAGCCUCUGGGGCGACGAGGAUGCGCGCUCAUGGGCCGAGGCCGAGCGCGCGCGCCCCAAGUCGGGCCUCCGUUCCGCCUUCAUGAAUAUGGCCAACAGCAUCAUCGGCGCCGGCAUCAUUGGACAACCCUACGCAUUCCGGCAGGCUGGCCUACUGGCCGGCAUGAUCCUGCUGGUAGGGCUUACUGUCGUCGUCGACUGGACCAUCCGCUUAAUCGUCGUCAACAGCAAGCUGAGUGGCGCGAAUAGCUUCCAAGGCACCGUUGAGCACUGCUUUGGCAAGACGGGGUUGGUCGCGAUAUCGAUUGCGCAAUGGGCGUUUGCGUUUGGGGGGAUGGUGGCGUUUGGGGUGAUUGUCGGAGACAGCAUACCGCAUGUUUUGCAGGCUAUCUGGCCGGGGCUCAGCGAAAUACCCGUACUGGGCUUGUUGGCGGAUCGGAGGACCGUGAUUGUGGUGUUUGUGUUGGCGAUCAGCUUUCCCUUGACGCUGUAUAAAGAUAUCGCGAAGCUGGCGAAGGCGAGCACGGCGGCGUUGAUCAGCAUGAUCAUCAUCUUGGUCACGGUGCUGAUCCAGAGCGCAUUGGCUCCGAUGGAGGAUAGGGGGUCUUUCAGUACGCCUUUGCUCACGGUCAAUUCGGGCAUUUUCCAGGCUAUAGGCGUUAUAUCGUUUGCAUUUGUCUGUCACCACAACUCACUCCUUAUCUACGGCUCGCUCAGAACCCCGACUAUGGACCGCUUCGCGACGGUAACGCACUACUCGGCGGGUGUUUCCAUGGUGGCUUGUAUACUCAUGGCGCUCGCGGGUUUCCUCACAUUUGGAGACAAGACGCUGGGCAAUGUGCUCAAUAACUUUCCGGCGGAUAACACUAUGGUCAAUGUCGCGCGACUAUGUUUCGGCCUCAACAUGCUCACCACGCUGCCCCUCGAGGCCUUCGUCUGCCGCGAGGUCAUGCUCAACUACUACUUCCCCGGUGAGCCUUUCAACAUGAAGCUGCACCUGAUCUUCAGCUCCGGCCUCAUCCUCUCGGCCAUGGGUAUCAGCCUCAUUACGUGCGACCUCGGUGUCGUCUUCGAGCUCGUCGGCGCCACCAGCGCAUGUGCCCUCGCCUACAUCCUCCCGCCCCUGUGCUACAUCAAGCUGAGCUCCAGGAGCUGGAAGACGUACCUUGCGUGGGCGGUGGUGGCGUUUGGAUUUAGUGUCAUGGGGAUUAGCGUGUUGCAGGCUGUUGGAAAGUUGAUCAAAGGAGGCGAGGGUAUGGCGAAAUGUGUUUAGACUUAGAAUAGAAAGAAAAAGCGAAAUACGUACGGCGUGCACUGCUUUAAAGGCGUUGGGGCCGUGUUGUGUCGGUUCCCGGGCGUGGUUAUGCAUAUUCAGAGACCAAUAUGGCGGGGGUAGGCACGGUCCGGGUCAUACUAUAGACGGUUUCAAAGUCGGUUCUGUAAAGAAUCAAGAAUAUGCAUCACAGGUUAGAUAGAUAGAGAAUAUAUAAGCACUGCUCAAGC
Messenger RNA from Pseudomassariella vexata, 2204 nucleotides. RefSeq names its product vacuolar amino acid transporter 2. Gene Ontology annotation, biological process: amino acid transmembrane transport. The record is from RefSeq and is a predicted model, not a curated record. Bases 214 to 1974 code for a protein of 586 amino acids. Lineage: Eukaryota; Fungi; Ascomycota; Sordariomycetes; Amphisphaeriales; Pseudomassariaceae. Gene Ontology annotation, cellular component: endoplasmic reticulum. Gene Ontology annotation, molecular function: amino acid transmembrane transporter activity. The transcript is spliced from 4 exons.